AUGGCUGAAGAAGCCGCCACUGCAAUCAAUAAUGACUGGAACCUCGAUGCUGCACGCAGACUGCUUCGAGCGUUCACAGUGUCACCUACCUCAUUCGACAGACCCAACGCCGCGACGGAUGCUGCCGCCGAUAACUUCGAUGUCGCCGCGUAUGACCCUUCCGAAUCCGAACCGACUUCGCUAGGUGAUUUCGAUCGAUUGUGGCGAUUUCGUGGUGUGCCCACUGGCAGCCACCCGCACCGUUCUCGACAUGGCUCAACUGAGUCUUCCUCUUCUUCCAUCUCAUCAGCCGGCUCUACCGCACCAUCUUCUGCCCCCGAAAUCGCCUCGGACGGCGCUGAUGGUGUCGGCAAGGGUCUCGAUACCGACGAAGCAACCGAGGGUGAGGACUUCAGCGACUUCGUCAACAGAAACAAAGCUGUUCGAUGGAAAGAUGAGGUCAGUGGGUUGGAACUCUCGACUACGCGGAGAAGAAGUGCUGCUCCCUCGGCUACAGAUGUUGAUGUGGAAAAGCUGAGCAAGCUUAUUCGAAUGGAGGACAGAGCCUUUGGCAAUUUACUAUUCAACAGUGUUAUGGGGCAGAGCCGGGGGGAGCAUUCUGCUGGAGGAAGCACCACACCGACGUUUCACAUGACUCUUCGGUCGGCAAAGAAGCAUGGCCUUAUACCCGCCAUACUCCCAGCUGCUCCACCAAGCCUCUCUUUAACGCCACCUAGCUAUCUCGAUACCCGUUUGAUACAACCACGACUCGCUCUGACAGCCACUGAAAAGAAGGCCCUGCUUGUAAGAAAGCUGCGAGAGAAGAAAUUGCUAGCGCAAGAUUUCGAUGCAAGCUUGGCCGUGGCUAGGUGGGGCGAGAACGUUCGGUCAGACGGCUUACACGUGUUCGUUGAUCUUUCCAAUAUCAACAUUGGCUUCUUCAAUGAGUUGAAAAAACUUCGAGGGAUUGGAAAAGGGAACAGCCCGAAAAUGCCUCCAAUUGCAUUUCAUUCUUUAGCUUUUAUACUAGAAAGAAACCGCCCAGUCUUUCGACGCGUUUUGGCUGGGUCUCAUGGAGGUCUAAUGCACGGCCACCGUGCAAGGCGACCUGAUCAUAUGUACGACGCUGAAAAAUGCGGGUACGAAUUGAACAUCCUGGAACCUGUGUUCAAGGUGAAGUCUUUAGCGCCGGUUCGAAAAAACAGAAACGGAACUGGAAACGGGUAUGCCACAACCUCAGGCCAUUCAAGUGGCUCUGAUGGGCCUACCCCUGGAACCCAGGUUCGUCAAGAGCAGUGCGUUGAUGAAAUAUUACAAAUGAAGAUGUUAGAAAGUCUGGUAGAUGUUGAGGAACCCUCGACACUUGUCCUGGCUAGUGGCGACGGCGCAGAAGCAGAAUACUCUGGCGGGUUCUUAAAAAUGGUUGAGCGUUUCCUGCGAAAGGGAUGGAAUGUUGAAUUGUUUGCAUGGUCGGAUGGGUUGAGCAUGGAGUAUCGGUCGAAAUCUUUUACGAGCAGAUGGAAUGGUCGUUUUCGUGUCAUUGAACUCGACGAUUUUUCCGAGGUAUUAUUGGCGAUGUAUGCUGACGAUUUUCCGGAGCGUAUGAAAGCGGCAUUGUGA
Messenger RNA from Glarea lozoyensis ATCC 20868, 1599 nucleotides. RefSeq lists its product as uncharacterized. The record is from RefSeq and is a predicted model, not a curated record. Gene Ontology annotation, biological process: protein import into nucleus. Gene Ontology annotation, molecular function: guanyl-nucleotide exchange factor activity; small GTPase binding. Lineage: Eukaryota; Fungi; Ascomycota; Leotiomycetes; Helotiales; Helotiaceae. Bases 1 to 1599 code for a protein of 532 amino acids. Gene Ontology annotation, cellular component: nucleus. The transcript has a single exon.